ACUGAAUUUGUAGUCAUUACAAAUUCGCCCAUAAUCCAUACACCAACCACGGUCCACGACGGACAACUUACUUAACUCGCAUUGGAAUCUUUGACACGAAUUCAUUCUCUUAUCUCCUUAUCAAUAAGUAUUAAAUAAUAAUAAAAAUAUUUAAUACUAUUUUGUAACUUGUAAUUUUAAAUGCUUUAAAGAUAUAAUAUUCAGAAUAUUCAGACAACAAAAUAUAACAUACCACUUUAUUACUUUAAUAUCUAUCUUUAUCUACCUAUUAUUAAUCAACUGUUCUUUACGUCAUGAGUCAGAAAUGUCUUGGUGGUUCUCAACAAUAAAAUAAAUAUGUUUCUCCACAAGUAUGGAAAAUUUACCAUUAACAAGCAAUAUUCGAAAAAAUGAUCUCCCUAAUAAGCCUUCUACUUCCUAUCAGGCUGUUAAACAGGUAAAAAAAUUAACUGAAAGAAAUGUGGGAAUAAGUUCGGAUGAUGAUAUGAUAGACAUUACAACUUCAGGAACAAUGACUGAACGUACUUUAAAUCAGAGAUCUCCAAUAAAUGUAGCAGAUAUUGACGUCAUUUUUGCGGGAACAAUAAAUCUUGGAUCUGGUGAAACUGAGGAUAUUCCUGGAAUUGGUCAGUAUGAAGAUUUUCAUACUAUUGAUUGGCAACGGGACAUUGCAAGGGAUCGGAUGCGACAUAGAUAUAUACUAAAACGCAAACAAAAUUCAUUUAUUGAUCUAAUAAAAUCAGCUCAUGAUGCAUGGUCAGGCUGGCUUUGUGUACUAUUGGUGGGACUUGUGACUGGAACUGUUGCAGCAAUAAUUGAUAUUGGAACAUCAUGGAUGUCAGAUCUAAAAUUUGGUAUUUGUCCUCAAGCAUUUUGGUUGAACAUGGAACAAUGUUGUUGGUCGUCAAAUGAAACUUCAUUCGAACUAGAUAAAGGAAACUGUUCACAAUGGUUUUAUUGGUCCGAAUUAAUGACUUCUUCCAACUAUGGACCUUUUGCCUACAUUGUAUCAUAUUUUUUUUACAUUUCUUGGGCAUUACUAUUUGCAGCUCUUGCUGCUGGUUUAGUUAGGAUGUUUGCUCCCUAUGCUUGUGGAUCUGGUGUCCCAGAGAUAAAAACAAUUUUAAGUGGUUUUAUAAUUAGAGGUUACUUAGGAAAGUGGACACUACUAAUAAAAUCUGUUGGAAUAAUGAUGUGUGUUUCGGCUGGACUCAGCUUGGGUAAAGAAGGACCUAUGGUACAUAUAGCUUCAUGUAUUGGCAAUAUUUUAUCAUAUUUAUUUCCUAAGUAUGGCCGUAAUGAAGCCAAAAAGAGAGAAAUAUUGUCAGCAGCAGCAGCUGCAGGGGUUUCUGUUGCUUUUGGAGCUCCAAUUGGCGGAGUCCUUUUUAGUUUAGAAGAGGUUAGCUAUUAUUUUCCUUUGAAAACUUUAUGGCGUUCAUUCUUUUGUGCUCUUGUUGCUGCAUUUGUGCUUAGUUCAAUCAAUCCAUUUGGUAACGAGCAUUCUGUUAUGUUCUAUGUAGAAUAUCACAGACCCUGGAUGUUUUUUGAACUUAUACCAUUUAUUGGAUUGGGAAUUAUUGGAGGUGUGAUUGCAACAGUUUUUAUCAAAUGCAAUAUUAAAUGGUGUCGUUUUCGUAAAACAUCCAUUCUUGGACAAUAUCCCGUCAUGGAAGUAUUAUUACUCACGGCUGUAACUGCAAUACUCUCAUAUCCCAACCCAUAUACACGCAUGGGAACUAGUCAAUUAAUUUAUCUUCUUUUCAGCCAAUGUGAUGUAUCUAGUAAUGAUGGUUUGUGUGAUUAUACAAAUGACAAAGCUAAUGUAGCUGGACCCGGUGUAUACACAGCCAUGUUGCUUCUAUCAAUGGCAUUUGUUUUGAAAUUAGUCACUACAAUUUUUACAUUUGGCAUCAAAGUACCUUGUGGUCUAUUUAUUCCGAGUUUGGCUAUGGGUGGUAUAACUGGCCGUAUUGUUGGUAUUUUGAUGCAACAAUUGGCUGCUAAACAUCCACAUUUAUGGUUUUUUGACAAUAGUUGUGGAUUACCUGGUCAAGAAGGCUGUAUUACUCCUGGCUUAUAUGCCAUGGUAGGUGCUGCUGCUGUUUUAGGAGGAGUAACCCGAAUGACUGUGUCAUUGGUGGUCAUAAUGUUUGAAUUGACUGGUGGUGUAAGAUACAUAGUUCCAUUGAUGGCAGCUGUUAUGGCUAGCAAAUGGGUUGGUGAUGCACUGGGCAAAGAAGGCAUGUAUGAUGCUCAUAUUCAAUUAAAUGGUUAUCCGUUUUUGGACAGUAAAGAAGAUAUUGUUCACACUGCUUUGGCGGCUGAUGUUAUGCAGCCUCGUCGAGCUGAGAAUUUAAACGUUCUUACUCAGUCUUCAAUGUCAUUAGAAGAUACUGAAAUAUUAUUAAAAGAAACUGAACAUAACGGAUUUCCAGUUGUGGUGUCACGAGAAUCUCAAUACCUUGUUGGAUAUGUAUUACGCAGGGAUUUACAAUUGGCAAUAGAAAAUUCAAAACGAACUAUAGAUGGACUUUUACCAGAAUCUUUAGUUCUGUUUACUGACACAACUCAACAAAUAAUGCCUCCCCCUCUAAAAUUAAAAAAAAUUUUAGACAUGGCCCCAAUUACAAUUACUGAUCAAACACCUAUGGAGACUGUUGUUGAUAUGUUCAGAAAAUUAGGACUUCGGCAAACAUUGGUUACACACAAUGGGAGGCUUUUGGGAGUAAUAACAAAGAAAGAUAUUUUACGUUACAUUAAACAGGUUGAUAAUGAAGAUCCCAGUUCUGUACUCUUCCAUUGAUCAAUUAAUUAACCAUAUGGAUUUUAUAUCCAUUAUUUAGCUCAAUUUUCAUAUUUCUAUUAAUAAAUUUUAAUAAUAUUUUUUCAAAGUUUUGUUUUAAAAACUUAAUUUAAAAAAUAUUAUAAUUGUAGUUUCCUAGAUAUUUAAAUUAAGUAAAUAUUUUAGAAAAAGUUAAAUGUGAAUAAUAGUUUAAUCAAUUAUUAUUAAAUAACUAUGUAAUCGACUAUGAUUAUUGUCAUGCAUUUUGAAUUUAUGGGUUUGCUUGUAGUUAGUAACAGUAACAAACAAAAUAUAUUGUUAAAUAUGAAAAAUAUUGUAUUUUUCGUUGUUAUUACUAUAAUUAUUGACUUAAAUUCAUUCAGAUGAAUCCUUUUAUUUGAUUUAGUCUGUUAGUAUAUAUAUAUUGUAUUGUAUACCAUUAUGUGUGUUUUUUAAGAUUAUUGUAAUUUUGUAUUAACUUUAAACAUAAACUUUAAUGUUUUAAAUUUGUGGCUCUUUGUCAAAUAAAUUACUCAUCUAUAUAUUUUUGUUAAAUUAAUAACCCUUUAAGUGCUAUAUUAAUUUGUUUUAUAAAUAGAAAAUUACUUUUUUAUUAGUUACACAUAUAAAAUAAACUUUACCAACAUUUUAUUAUAAAAUAUUUUCUAUCAUUUAAAGGCAUCAAUUUAAUUUUCCUUAUUAUUAUUGAAUAGUUUAAUGUUUAUUUUUUUGUCAAUUUCUUACUAGAAUGAAUUAAUUGGUUCAGAUAAAAUUAUUUAUUUGAAGCAAUACCCUUACUUAACAUUACCAUACUCAAUAAAGGAAAUAGUUAGUAUUAAUAUUUAUUUGUUAUUAAUUCAACUACUUUUACUAUUAAUAAUAGGUAAUAAAAAUAACAAACAAAAAUAUUAAUAUAUAUGUAAUUAUUAAUAAUAUCAUUACUGAUUAUAUACUUUUAUGCUGUUAAAAUUUUUAUUGCUUAGAAGAAAAUUAUUAUAAAAUACUGUACUGGUACAAUUGAAUGUUCAAGAAGGUGUAAACAAAAACAAAUUUAAUACAAUAUAUUCUGAGAUAAAUGAUUUAUUGUGUUAUCUCAGUGGUUCUUAACCUUUUCAGAAUGACAGAACACUGAUAAUUUUAUAAGAUUUUCAUGGAACAUAACUAUAAAAUAAAAUAAUAUCUUUUUAAAUUUUGAUGGAAUUCUUCGCUAAGUUCCAUAGAACGCUAGUUCAGAACCACUGUGUACACUAAAUAAUACAUAUAAUAUGUAAUAAAUAAUAAUAUAAAAUAAAUUAUCAUAUACAGUGACAUAUUUAGGGAGGAGCUUGGGCUCCAGGAGGUAAAUUUUGGAGAGCAUUUUGAUAAAAUACGGUACCUACUACCUAGGUCAUUUGGGUAAUAAAAUUAUUGUUUUUUUUUCUUACCUGGGGCGCAAUAUUCCUAAAUACUUCUCUAAUCAUAUAAUUAUAAUUUGUGUGAGAUUUAAGUCAAGCAAACCCUUGAAUUUGUUAUGUGUAAUUUAAUCAUAAUAUAAAUGUAUUUUUUUUUUUUUUUUUUUUUAACUAUUGUAGGUAGCUAAAUAUAAAAUUAUCUUGUUCCAUUGUACAAUAUAUUUAACCAUAAUUUUGUAAAUUCUAUUAUUUGCUAUUUGUAGAAUAUUAAUUAAAUUUCCAUUAUACUAUAUUAUAAGUCUAUGAACUGUAGAGCAGUGAUAUUCUUUUGAUACAAGAAAAAAUAUAUUUUAUUCAAAUAUAUUAAAUGAUUAAAAUGGAUAUGAUAAUGAUAAUAAUUGUAUUAAUUAAAAAUUGGUUCAUUUUUAAUGCAGUAUUUAUCAAUUUUUAUACUUUGCACAAUGUAAAGAAAAUAUCUUCUUAAAUUGUUUUUUUUUUUUUUAUCUUUCCUCAAAAACUUAAAUAAUUAAUACAAUGACACAGAUUCUAAUAAAAUUAAAAAGUAAAAACCAUCACUAUAAAAGUAGACUUUUAAUAAUUUAAACCCUCAGUAACUUGAAACUUUUAAUAUUUUGAAAUAAAAACAAUUCUUUUCGUGAAAACUGUAAACUUGAAAUUUCAUCUGUAUACCUACAUUUAUACCUAGUUAAAAUAAUCAAGUAUAUUACUAUAAUCUAUUUUAUAUGUAACGUUUCUUGAUCUUUUGAUAAAUAUGUAGGUAUUUAUUGAUGUAUCUGUAUAAUUUAUUACGGUUUUUAAUUUAAUUUUAAUGGGUAUAUAAAAACAUUAAGAAUUCCAAUUGAUAUUUCUUUAAAAACAAUUGUUUAUAAAUAUUUUAUUUUUUAACAAACUUAAACUUUUAUUAAAUAAAGAUCAUUGUCUUCAAGUUUUAGUGUACCCACUGCCCGUCACCUAGGUACCAAUCAUAUAUUAUUAUUUAUAUAUAUUUAUUUUAAUAACUGUUUGUAAGGAAUUUACUAUAUAUGUAUUUUAACAUUAUAAAACAAUAUGAAUAUCAUUGUGAAAUGUAUGCAUUACAUUAUUAUUUAUUGUAUAGUGUGUCAACAUUAUUAUCAUUAUUAAUAUAUACCUAACUGUUAUUAAGUUAUAAAAAUAAAUAUGACUUAUUAUGA
Messenger RNA from Aphis gossypii (cotton aphid), 5366 nucleotides. It is a transcript of the gene ClC-c, whose product is annotated as H(+)/Cl(-) exchange transporter 5. Gene Ontology annotation, cellular component: membrane; early endosome; Golgi apparatus. Gene Ontology annotation, biological process: chloride transport; transmembrane transport. Bases 353 to 2803 code for a protein of 816 amino acids. Lineage: Eukaryota; Metazoa; Arthropoda; Insecta; Hemiptera; Aphididae. The record is from RefSeq and is a predicted model, not a curated record. The transcript is spliced from 17 exons. Gene Ontology annotation, molecular function: voltage-gated chloride channel activity.